Aspergillus puulaauensis is the source of this 225-nucleotide messenger RNA. RefSeq names its product ATP19 family protein. The coding region runs from base 1 to 225 and encodes 74 amino acids. Lineage: Eukaryota; Fungi; Ascomycota; Eurotiomycetes; Eurotiales; Aspergillaceae. The transcript is spliced from 3 exons. The record is from RefSeq and is a predicted model, not a curated record. Gene Ontology annotation, biological process: proton motive force-driven ATP synthesis.
AUGGUCGUCUACUACCAGCUCGCCGGCAAGCAGGUCGGCUCUCACCACCUCGCCCUCGGUAUCCUCGGCUCCCUCUUCGGUGGUGUCUACCUUGCUACCCGUGGCGGUGGUGCCCAGCAGAAGCCCGCCGCUCCCCCGAUCCAGGCGUCUUCCAAGGACGAGGAGGUUUUCAUCCAGGACUUCCUGAAACAAAUGAACGGGGAGACCAAGAAGGAAAACCAUUAG